Molecule: messenger RNA, 7381 nt
Organism: Vitrella brassicaformis
Lineage: Eukaryota; Vitrellaceae
Source: the annotation of a GenBank genome assembly
CGAUUGCGAGCUUGUCAAUCUUCGUGUGAAUGAGAUCUGCCCCUCUGUGUGGAAGCGUUGUAUGAGGGAGAGCUUGUGAGAUCAAUAAGAUGGACUUGCACCAGUUCUGUCAGCUGCUGGACGCCUUCCAGUCGCCCGAAAAUGCCAUCAGAUCCCAGGUGGGUCAGGCAGUCAGGGAGGGAGGGAAGCGCACACUCUCUCACACACAAAGGCACACAGACACACAGACACACAGACAUGCAGAAAAAGAGAGAGAUCACUCCCUCUGUCCGCUGACAGAAAGAGACCAUGCCAUGUGUGUGGAUCUCAUUAUUCAUGUGUCUGUAGGCCGAGAGUGCCUUCGAGUCGCUCAAGCAGCAGGACCCCAACGGCACCAUCACUCUGCUGCUGACGGUGCUGCGCACCCACACCGACCCCAACAAGCGGCGCGACGCCUGCAUCUACCUCCGGACCACACUGCGGGAGUUCUGGAUGGGCAAGGAGACCAACAACAUCUGGAACCGCCUCUCGCCCCACACACAGGAGGCCGUCAAGACCGCCCUCGUCGACAGCAUCGAGGCAGAAAACUCGACCCUCGUCAUGGUCAGCAUUGUGGGCUUUGUUUGUCUUUCGAUGGUGGAUGCGAUUAUGUGUGCCUUUCAGGACCAGAUAUGCGACACUGUUGGCAAGAUGGCGGGCCAGCUGACGGGUGACGAAGAGAAGGGCUGGCUGCCGCUGACCGAGGAGCUGUUCUCACUCGUCCAGAGUGAGGAUGCCGACAAGCGCACGGCGGGGCUCAAAGUGCUCAAGGAGUGUGUGGUAGGCUUGCAGGACCACAAGCAUACCCACAAACCCCAUUUUGCUUGUCGUUGGUUUGGCUGUGUUGUGUUUCGUGUGGUUGUGUGCAGGACCACUUGCCCAAGACGCUUGUGCAGCACCAGGACGCUUUGGCGCAGGUCAUCAGCCAAUCCAUCAUGAACACACACUCCUUCUCAGUCAGGUACGCGACGGCACGGGGGAUGGGGGGUGUGAAAAGGGGCAUCCAUACGACCGUCCAUCUCUCUCUCUCUCUCUCUCUCUGUGUGUGUGUGUGUGUGUGUGUGACAGGUUUGAGAGCAUCGGGUUGAUUCGUGCAGUGGUCGACAGUCUGGAUCGCCCCGUCUGGAAGAAACUGCAGGGCAGGUACACAAAGGAGGCAAACAAAGAGGGAGGGAGGGAGGGAGGCACAUCCGUUGACGUGUGUGUGUGGAUCGUCGUGUGUGGCUGGGUGCGGUGCAGUUUGCCUCACAUCAUGGCCUCCCUGGGUAGGGCACACACACAUACACACAGAUAAAUGUCACGAGUGGCGCGAUCAUUCGGUCGAUCCGCCCACCUGUUUUAGGUAUGAUGCUUCAGGACCAGAAGAAGCACCUGGACCACGCCAAGUGAGCACAGACAGACAGACAGACAGACGCACACACAGAUGUAUUCCUUGCGUGUGUGUGUGUUUAGGGAGGUGAUUGAGGACAUGAUAACGAUGGCUGAGAGCGAGGCGCUCUUCUUCAAGCCGCACCUUCCCGGCAUCGUCACACAAAUGCUCACAUACAUACGGUGGGUAUGCCUGUCUGUCUGUCUGUCUGUCUGUUGGGAACCCCACACGAAAUGUUUGUUUGUUUAUGUGAUCCCCUCCCUCUCUCUGUGGUGUGUGUUGCAUCUCAGCACCUCCACAUACGAAGAUGACAUCAGGUGUGCACAGGCGGAGCUUAGAAGGGAAAACACACGCAGACACAGUGCGUGUUUGUGAAUGUGGCUGCAUAUCUCUCUCUGUGCGUGUGUGUCCGCACACAGGCAGCUCGCCGUGGAGUUUCUGCUCACACUCGCCCAGCAGAGACCAAAAGCGUAAGCAGUGAGCACUCUCCCACACGAAACACGUCCCCCCCCUCUCCCCCUCCCACUUGUGUGUUGUGGUAUUUAUGUGUGUGUCAGGAUGGGCAAGGUGCCUCACUUUGUGGACCACUUCGUCCCGGCCUGCAUGGAGCUGAUGCUCGAGGUGGAGGACGACCCCGAGUGGCAACAAAAUGACGACGACGACGACGAGGUGCGUCAGACACCCACACAUCUGCGACGGACGGAUGGAUUGAUGGAUGGACGGAUGUGUGUGUGUGUCUGUGUGUGUUAAGGAUACGACGAACUACGACGUGGGUGAGGAGGCGCUGGACCGCAUUGCCAACAACAUGGGCGCCGAAGACGUACUCCCCCAUGUCUUCAGGUCAGCCAGUGCAGCCAUCCCAUCCGCACACUCACACAGGGAUGCAUCCUUGCGUCUGAGCAUCUGUGUGUGGAUCACUGUGUGGGUGCAGAAACGCGAGCGUCUUUCUGGAGCAGGUAACACAACACGCACAGACACACGAAGGCGUACGACGUCCCACUGUGGUCCCUCCCCUAUCAGGGUUCCAAGCACAACAGUUGGAAGCACAAGUUGGUGGCCAUCAUGAGCAUCUCGCAGGUGGCUGAGUACAUCGACGAGGACGAGCUCGACAGCUACCUGCCCAAAAUCAUCCACGUCCUACUCACCGUAAGCAGCAACCAUGGCUGCGUGACAGACAGACAGACAGACGGACAGACAGCUAUACGCCAUGGAUGGAUCGCUGAGUCGAUGGAUAGAUGGCACCAAUACGCAACACUUAUACGAUACGUAUAUAUAUGUGUAUACUUAAAUCUAAGAUGUAUACGUACAUAUACACAUAUACACAUAUGUGUACACAUACAUAUACAUUAUACAUACAUACAAAUAUGUAUACAUACAGACAUUUGUAUAUAUCUCUCUGUCCCUCUCUCUCUCUCUCUCUGUGUGUGUGUGUGUGUGUGUGUGUGUCCAUAAAGAAUGUUGAGGACGUCCACCCCCGUGUGCGUUUUGCGGCGCUGCACGCGAUAGGACAGGUGUCGCUCGACCACAACCCUCACGUGCAGGACAACCACGCCGAACAGGUGCCUAUGUCGAUAGAUAGACAGACGGAUGGAUGGGUGGAUGCACCGGCCGAUGUGUGUGUAUGUCUGUCAGAUUCUGCCUGCGAUCGUCAAGGCGCUCAACGACCCAGAGCCUAAGGUGGGUGGGGAUGUAUUCCACAGACAGACAGACAGACAGAUACAUGGGUGGACGGACGCACAGAUGAACACAUGAGAAUGUUCGUCUGUGUGCACGUACACAUACGUAGGUCUGUGGUCAUGCAGCGGCCGCAUUUGUCAACUUCGGUGAGUCAACGACACACAGAGAUGAUGGAUGCAAUGCACACGCCAUGACAGACACGCAUCCAUUUGUGUGUGUGCAUUGUAUUGUGUGUCUGUCUUUGUGUGGAAUAGGUGAGGAUGUGGACGAGGCCACACUGCUGCCGCAUGUGGACCCUCUCAUGAACCGCCUCUAUGCACUCCUCGCCGCAUCCGGACAACACCAAAGUGAGUGCGUCAGGAGGGCUACAGGCCACACACUGACACCCAGAGGCACAUGUAUUUUGUGUGUGUAUGUGUGUAUGUGUGCCUGUAGUUCGUUCGAUCAAGGACCACAGUGUGACGGCGAUAGCGGUCGUGGCUGGGGUGGUGGAGCAGCACUUCAUCAAGUUCUACACACACAUCAUCCCGCUACUCAAGACCAUCCUCGCGUACCCACGCAGCCCACACAAUCCAUCCAUCCAUCCACCCAUGUGUGUGUGUGUGUGUGGGUCCUCGUGUGAUACAUUGCAGUCAGUGCACCUCCAAGGAUGAUCGUCGACUGCGUGGCAAAGCGUACGAGUGCAUCUCACUCAUCGGACUCGCAGUUGGUACGUCCGGACACACACUCAUACCCUCUCCAUCCAUCCAUCCGUCCAUCCAUCCAUCCAUCCGUCCAUCCAUCCAUCCAUGUGUGCAUGUGUCUGUGUGCAGGCCGCGACACGUUCCGCAAUGACGCCAAGGAGGUCAUGCAGAGCAUGAUAACCGUCUAUGGGGUACACACACACACAGAGAGAGAGAGAGAGAGACGGAAAUGUGAAAUGUGUGAUGGAUGGAUGUGCGUAUCAGAGCGGAUUGGACGCCGACGAUCCGCAGAAGGAGUACAUCCAGGAGGCCUUCCCGCGCAUGUGCAGAGUCCUCAAGGAGGAAUUCAUACCCUACCUCUGUAAGGAAAGGAACCCAUCACACACCACACAACACACAACACACAGACACUGGAUGGAUGUGUACGUGCGUGCAGCUGUGCUGAUGCCGCACUACCUGAGCACGCUGAGGACACAGGCGACGGAGGUGGACACCGACGCAACGCCCGAAGACGAAAUCGACGACAUGUCGCUGGCCAUGGUGGACCAGAAGUGCAUGGGGCUCAAGACCACUGUCGUCGAGGACAUCCAGCAGUCAGCACACGAAGACACAUGGCUGUGUACUUGUGUGGGUGUGGUGAAUGCAUGGAUUAUGGUGUGUGCAGGGCGGUGACGAUCAUCAAGACCUUCUUGGAAGUGCUCGGUAGGCGGCGCAGAAAACAAUCACUCGUGAGUGUUCCAAUCAGCGCUGCUGUCCCAUUCCUUCUCUAUCUCGUCGCAGGCACCGACUUCAGGGAAUACAUCCCCACAACCACAGAGGUACACACUGACACACACACACAUGCUCACUUAGACACACACAUACCUGGACUCCCUCCCUCUCCGCUGUGUGCAUUAGGCUGUCGUGGCGCUGCUGUCGUUUCACUUUGCGGAUGACGUCAAGACCAAAGCGGUGGGCGCCAUGGCCGAGCUCAUCAGAGUCACACGAGAACUCGUCGAGGUCAGCAAACACAUCGAUGAAGCGGCUCACCGAUGGAUGGAUGAAACUUUCUCUGUGUGGCACUCCACUCCUUGAUUCAGCAACGUGAGGCGUCUCAGCAAGGUCAGCCUGCCGCUGAGAGGGAGCUGCUCGUCAACAUGGUCGUGCAGGCCAUCGACCGGAUAUUCAAAUGCAUGGAGGUCAGUCGGCACAGCACCUAUACCCUCCACCUCUCACACACAUACACACACACAGAGAGAGAGAGAGAGAUGUGUGUGUGCCGGUGUGUAGGAGGAGGAGGACCUGGACAAUCUUCGAGCGCAGGCCAUGGGCAUCACCAGGUGCAUCGCCGCCGCAAAGGGCGGCGUACUCAACGACGACCAAGUCAGCAACCAAUCAAACCAACACACACCUACGCCCCCCACCACAAUGUGUGUGUGCAGUUAAGCCGGAUAUGCGAGUGCACCAUAACGCAGCUGACCGAGGCGACCCACAGGCGCAUCGAGAGGGAAAAGGACAAGCCAACACCGCAGGAACCGGUACGCCCUACACCCACCUCUCUCCCUCUACGUGUCGGUCGACUCGUGUGUGUGUGCGUUGGCGUGUAGGGUGACACAGAGGAGGUUGAGGAUGACAUGGAACUCAUCGAAGAGGAACAAGAAGCGGUCAGUAAACCCACACACAGGCAGACAGGGAGGGAGGGAUGGACCACCACAUUGUGGCUGUGUCUGUGUGUGUGUGUGUGUGCAGGAGCAGUCUCUCCGCAGCAGUUUGGCCGAGGUCCUCGCCGUCAUCAUGAAACACUACCCUGACGCAUUCCUGCGCGUAACCACACAAAGACACCCACACACACACACACACAGAACAAAGCAACCUUUGCUCUUGGAAUGAUCUGAUGUGUCCAUUAGACGAGUGCGUCAAAGGUGAUCCCCUAUGUGGGUCACUUUCUGCAGCCCAACAGCAGCGUCGCCGACAGGGCUCUCGGGCUCUACUUCAUCUGCGACUUCCUCGAGCACCUCCAGGCACGAGAACACACAGCCACGCCACACACGCAGAGAGAGAGAGAGACAGACAGACACGUGUGUGCACUCGUGUGUGGAUGAUUGUGUGACACAAACAGGAUCGUCAUUUCCACGAGUGGGGUCAGCAGUUCGUGGCCAAGAUGCUCGACUGUGUCCUCGACGACCACACGGAGAUCAAACAACCAGCCUGCUACGGGGUGCGCCACACACACACACACCAUUGCAUCUGCCUCUGUGCGUGUGGGAUGAUAGACGGAUGGAUGGAUGGGUGAGUGCAGGUGUCGCUUGCGUCGAGGCUGAGUGCCUUCGUGCCGGCCGUCCAGGUGCGUGAGUGCCUAACCAUUCACCUCUCUCUCCAUCCAUCCAUCCAUGUGUGUGUGUCUGCACCCACUCAGGUGGCAUUGGAGAGGCUGCACCACGUCAUAGUGCAGCAGGACAAGAACACCACACAGAAGAAGCGGAAAGAAAUGCAGGCAAGAACCCAACACACACAUCCAUCCAUCCACCCAUGUGUGUGUGUGUGUGUGUGUGUGCAGCCAGCGAUCGACAAUGCCGUGUCGGCUUACGGCGAGAUCCUCGUCAACUGCGGAUCUCAGUCGCCUGCUUUAUCGGGCGGGGCGUCGGUGUGCGGCAUGACACUGCAGCAGCACUACGGUUUCUGGCUCGACCACCUGCCGCUCAGGGCCGAUCCCGAGGAGGGACAGAAGGUGCACGAGAAGCUCCUGAAGCUGAUGAACCAGGUGUGUGUGCUGCGUAUGAGGGUGGGUGGACGGGUGGCCACACACGGACGCCAUCGGCCUCUUUCUUCCUCUGUGUGUCUCCUCAGAACCACGAGGGCGUGUUGGGCCCCAACCGCUGUCACCUCCCCCGCCUCGUGGGCAUCCUCUCGCGCGUCUACAAGACCGACUGUUCAACCGACGAGUGCAACACAGCCAUCCUCUCACUCCUGCAGCAAAUCGGUCUGUCUGUGGGGGCGCAUACACAUCCCAACACACACACACGUCUCUCUCUCUGUGGUUGGAUCUAUCAGGCCACGAGCAGCUGCACCAGUGGCAGCAGAGCGGUGCCUUCAAGCCAAAGGAGGCCGAGCGCAUCGAGAAGGUCUGGAAGGACAUAGCCGUCCAGAGCGCCAAACAGCAGCACCAGGCAGCCACAGCAGCUGGCCACACACCCUCCCCCACCGCACAGCAGACACUGCACCCGGCGGCUCCCCACGUGCCGUCCCCCCACCCAUCGCCCGAGGCCUCCCCGCUGCACCCCCAGCAGCAGACUUUCGGCGGCACACACGCAGCCGGAUAAUGACACAUACCGGCAGCCAGCGUCAUGGUGUGUGAAUGCGUGUGUGGUGUGAGUGCUGGUCCCUUCCUCCAGUCGUCAUUGCAUAUAAGCCGACGAGUAAAGGAGAGUCCACUGAUUGGUGCGUGAGCAAGACGGACGUACAAAACGGGUGUUUUGUUUCGUCUCGUCUUGUCUUCUCUCUCUCUGUGUGUGUGUGUGUGUGUGAGUUUUAAUGCGUGAAUGACUGAAUGGGUGGCUGGAUGAAUGAGUGCCUUCGUCCGUGGCGUCUGUCUGUCUGUCUUUGUUGGACGUCCAUGCGUUGAGCGCCAUGCGCAACUCUAACUAACUGUGUGCCC